CUGGGGUGGGGCCAUACUUGCUGCAGGAACCUGCCCUUUAAGGAACAUCUGAGCCUCCGCGGCCGAUCGGAGCCGGCUGCUGCGGACCCGCUGCUCUUCGACCCCGAGCCGGCCCGGCUCCGCCAUGGUUUCGUGGAUCAUCUCCCGGCUCGUGGUGCUAAUAUUUGGCACUUUAUACCCUGCAUAUUCCUCUUACAAGGCUGUGAAGACGAAAAACGUAAAAGAAUAUGUGAAAUGGAUGAUGUAUUGGAUUGUGUUUGCCUUCUUCACCACAGCAGAAACACUCACAGAUAUUGUUCUUUCCUGGUUUCCGUUUUAUUUUGAGUUGAAAAUCGCAUUUGUGAUUUGGCUGCUCUCUCCUUACACCAAGGGCUCCAGCGUCCUCUACAGGAAGUUUGUGCACCCAACGCUCUCCAAUAAAGAGAAGGAGAUUGAUGAGUAUAUUACUCAGGCCCGUGACAAGAGCUAUGAAACCAUGAUGCGAGUUGGCAAGAAAGGUUUAAACUUGGCUGCCAAUGCAGCAGUUACUGCAGCUGCAAAGGGUCAGGGAGUUCUGUCUGAGAAGCUGAGGAGUUUCAGCAUGCAGGACUUGACUCUGAUCCGGGAUGAAGAUACUGUGCAUCUACAGAGCCCCAAACCACAGCUGCGCACCUCCACUAGUCGUCUUGAAACCAUUGAGGAUUCAGCUGCUUCCUGUUACUCUUCAGGAGAAGAGGCCAGUGUGUCUCAAAGGUCAAAUGGGGCCCAGUCUGAUUCUAGAACAGAACCUUCAGAUGAGGAUGCAGGAGACAAAACACCGAAACGCACCCAGAGCCUCAAAGCUCCUAAGAAAGUGACAAAAGCUGAGCCUCCACUAAAGAGUGUGAAAGCUCGCCCCAAGAAGAAAGCUGCAGGCUCCAUUGCUGCUGGGGAGUCAGCCUAAGGACACCCUCACCCAUCUGUCCCAGGAUUUGCCUGUCACUUUGAAGGGACAUUUACCAAAGGAAGGGAGCAGAGAUACAUGUACAUAACAGCUACUUCUUUGUAGAGCUCAUUCCAAGGCGAGGGGGUGGCAGGGAUUCAGCAUGUGGAGUGGAGGAUGCACAUCCUCAGGAAUUAUUUAGUCUUAAUCUCUCUGUUGGAGAGAAUGUUGAUCUACCUGUACAUAGCCUGUUGCUUUGGGAUCCCCUCUCUGCAUAACCCUAAUAGGGAAACUCUGCUGGAAGAACUGAUUAUUAUUAUUCUUAACAUAGCGCAAUGUGCCUCAGGUGGCACGUGACCAGGAUUCACUACCAAAUUUGGUCUGCUGGUUAAUUAGGGUUAGAGCCAUCCCUUGUGCAGAGGCUGGAACAAAUAUUCAGGAUGGGGCCACUGAAGUUCCAUUUGGGGUGGAGAGCUCCCGAAAAUGUCUCACAUCAGCCUGGGCAUUCUCCUGAAGCUACUGAGGGGAAUUAUUGGUAGGAAGUGCCUGUAGCAAAGUGGCUGGUACCAGUUCCUUCGUAAUUCAAGCCCAUUCUCGUAGGGAAGGGGACUGAAGCAAUAUGUGGCUCAUGCUUUCCAGUUUCAUUCAUGAUUGACUUGUAGGACGAGUGGGAUUGUGUCCGGGUUCCAGCAUAUGCUGCAGAUGGACUCUCAGGAAGUGAGGAUGAACAGCUUUCUUUGCUUUUCAGGGAAAAGGAAGAGCAGGGAGGGAGCUGAGACUCCACAGUGGCUAGGAGGACAUGAGUGAGUGUGUGUGCAUGCUGGAGUAUAUACAAGUGUCUGCUGGAGAACUGACUACUUGGCACUCCUGGAGUUUGUGGUCCUGUCUCCAGAAUUGCUUGAAUUUUAUUUUGGAUUCCAUAGUCCAAUUCCUGUAUGGAUGAUGUCAAAGUGUGUGUGUGUUAGGCAAUGCAGGGGCCAAUGAGCCUCUCCUGGCAGUGCUUUGGGUGGACUGUGAGGAUGUUACAUUCACAGCCAAUGGCUGAACUCCACAGCACCCCGAUGCUAGUUACCCAAGAACUAAUCUGACAAAUUCUUUCAUUCUAACAGAUGACACUGGAAAACCUGGCUCAAUGCAGUCUGCAGACUUACUUGAAUAAGUGUGAGGUGGAACAAAGCUAGAGGCCCUUCUAUCCCAACUCGGAAGGCUCCAGGAGAGCCAAUCCACAGGGCGUGAGAGUUUACAAAUAACUAAAGUAUGAAAACUUCAUUAUCCUGAUACCAGGACUCCAUUCUUCAGUUGGGGGGAAAAAUUCAGUAUUGGGAUUGAUCAAUCCUUCUGCUGCAUCUCACUCCAGCCCUUGAACAACUCUUCAUGUAUUUAACAAUGUGCCAAAUCCAUCAGUCUCCUGGAACCUGAGCAACAUGUAAGAUUCAAGCCAGAAAUACAUUUGGAUAUGGGGUAUGUAAUGAGGGGGUUGGACGUCAGUAACACUCUCAUUUAAAAAAAAACAAAAAACCUUUUGAGGUGAGUCAAUGCAAGCUAUACUGGACACCAAUAUGUUGAGAAUAGCUGAAGGGAUUCCCCCUUCCUCUGGGUGAGAACACAUCCUAACCUGUACCCAUCAGUAGAUCUUUCCUAACGUCUCUUGGUGGGGGGAUCCAGAAGAUGAAUAGGGCCCCUCAUUAUCACUAUUAUCACUUGACUAAUGUCUUGGAGAUGAAUAUUUGGUGGCCUUGAUUUUUCACUGAGAUUAGCUGCCAAAGGAGCUUUCCUGCCUAUUAAAGACCAUUCUCUCUGUAACCCUAACCAUUCUCUCUGUAUUUUAGGAGUAUGGAUUUCCCCCCAUUUCUGUGGCCUACUUUCUCACUUCUAAAACUAUGGCAAAGCUCUUAGCCUAAACACCUAGUUGUUACGUUGUAGGCAGUGUAUAGGAACACCCCUGUAGCUUUCUUCAAUUGCUUAUAACUUUGUCAAGACUGCCACCUUUUGGGCUGAAAUUUUGCACGUUUGUUCUUGGCCUAGGCAUAAAUUUUAUGAAAAGCUCAUCUCUUUCAAAUACAAAGAGUGAAGGGAUAAAAUUUUUGCCAUUUAAAAAAAAAAAACAAUCACCACCAAGCAUACUGACCAAUUCUGAUGUUUUGGUAGGCUGUGGAAGAAUCUUGUAAUUUGUCAGGGAUGUUAGCCCUGUGUAAUAGAUAAGGUGGUCUGGUGAAAGUCCUCUUUGAUUUGGCUGAGGCAUUAAGAUUUACAAACUUACUUUGUGCAUGUGCAUUGUAUUUUUUUUUUUCUUAAUAAUUAUCUACCAAUGUUCCACUGUUACUGCACUUGCAUGUGUAUCUGUCUAAGUGGAAAUUCUCAUUCAGGAUACAAUCUCUUACCGUUUUGUGAUCUGGAACUGCAUAAGAAAGUGAAGAGGAACUUUUUAUUAUAUAGAAUGACAUGUGGCGGUGCAUUUGGAAAGAGACUUGACUGUGAAGGUGCCAUGUCCAAGUCUAUUCUAUAUUGGACAGGACAGGGCAAUUAUGCUGUAUAUAGUAAGUAGCUUUGCAUGAUCAAAUUUCAUCAGUUUUUUUGUUUGUUUUUUAACCUAAAAAUCUCGAUAUCAAAUGCUGUGUUAAAAAACUGCAGGACUCAAGUCUGGGAAUACCAAGGGUAAGGCAGCCCAUAUUCUACUUCCAACCUCCCAUUGUCCUCUUUAUUGCAUAUUAAUUUCCAUACAAACUCUAAUUACAUGAUCCUCAUACUAUCACUUUCCACAAGACCUCUGCCUUGCUCACUCCAGAAGCUGGACAGUGUGAACUGAAGGAGGUAAGUUUAUCCAGUGAAUAAGGCAGAGGCUCCUUUCCUGUCUUUGUGGAGGAGUUGGCUGGUGUGCAGUGUAUGGGGAAAGGAACCACACACUGAACAAUUAUAAUAAAAAAUAAGCAUGAAAGAGCUGCUUCGUUCACUCUGCACGAUCCAUUCUGUAUGUUGAAAGGGGCAGUGGAUCUCUGGGAAAAUUGAUAUGUAAUCAUGCAAUUAAAUUCCGCAUUGUAAUCUGUGCACAGCCACAUUAGGGGCAGAGCUGAAUGCAUAGCCUUAACUGUCAUUUUCUGACCUAUGAGUGCUUCACUCUUUAGCCUUAAAAUUCCUUUAUGAUAGCCUUUUGAAUAUGAAUUGCAUAUUCAUAUUCAGAUAGUAUUUGUUAUCUAUCAAAUACUAUCUCCGUUCUGCAGCUGUCUUUCGUUUUUAUCCUUGAAGGUCAGGCUAGCAUCACUGUAAUUAUGUAUUGUAGACAGUGCAGAGGGGGAUAGCAGCUAAGGUACUGUCACUGUUGAGAGUAAAAUUCACCCUUUUUCUGCUCUAUUGAUCCAGCUUGGGAAGCCCAGAUUGUGGGUAUCUAGAGACCGGUGUCCUGGCUGGAUAGUUGCAAACGUGAGUUUGUAGGCAAUAGUGGGGCAUGGAGGGCAACUUUGCUACCAGUGCAGAGAGAAGAUUAAUAGAGUGGUGGUACCAGCUCCAUUGUCUGGAAUAGCAGCACCACGCUGUCGUCCUCAACUCCUUCCACCAGUGGCCUCAUGCACUUUCUAGUCUCUGAAUGUGUCUGUGGGAGGUAGAAUUAGGAAUGCUGUGUCAGAGAGGUACAUGCAACCCACUGGAGAAUGAAGCAGUGAGGCAACAUUGCCAUAUCCAUGCUAGGCAAAGGAUUUGUGACCUUUUGGGGAUCAAAAGUUACCUCCCCUUGCUCACUGACCCUCUGGUGAAUUGGUCAGCAAUUCAUCUUCUGCCUCUUUCUCUUUAUUGAGCUCUUAGCACUACUCAGCAAUUAGUGCUGCUCCUGUUGUCUCUCGCUUGCUGCCGCCAACCCCUGCCCUUCCAAAGCAGGGAUUUUGGUUACUUUUAAGGGCUCCAGCCUCAGGGGCCUGGUCUCCUUCUGACUUCCUGUGCUAGGUUAAUAGAAAACAAAGUUGAUAUUUAGCACUACACAAUCAUUAAUCUCCAAGCUGUCAGCAAAGGUGAGUCAGUAUUCCUGUCCCCACUUUACAUGGAGGUUUAAUGACUUAGCUGAGGUCACAGUGUGAGACCAUGGUGGAGCCAGAAAUAGAACCCAGGUCUCUUGAACUCCACAUCUUGUUCCCUAUCUCCUGGGCCAGGAGGCAGCAGAACAUGACUCUUAUUCUUAGCAAGAAUAAAACCUCAGCAUGGCCAAUGUGCCCUGCUGUCAGCUUCCAAAGUGAGCACCAGAGGGAGGCUAGGCCUGAUCUUCAUAUGGGAUGUAAAGGCUUUGACCAGGUAGAUCAAAAUCUAAUUAAACACCCAUGUGACAGUUUACAAUCCGUUCCCAGCCACGGUUUUAAGUAUGGAUGGGUAGCAGUGUGUAUAACCUCUUUCCCUUAAUGAAAGCUUUCCACUUGCUGCUUCAGUAACAUGCUUCCUAGCUGCUGUGCCUACAACACCAUUAUGUGGCAGAAAAUGCUGAGACUGCCCCACAUUCAGUGGUUUUCUCAGGGCUCAGAAUGUUGCAGGUGAAUUGUUAUAUGUUAGGUUCUGCUGCAAAGUAAAGACUUAUUGCACUCAAUAACACCCCUACACCCAGUUACUUAUAUGCCUAGAUGCAGAGAUGUAAGUGGUAUGAUAGGAGAAGAAAUGACUCUCAGGUGUUCCUUACUCAUAGGAUGAGUAAGCUAUAGCACAUUAGGUUCAUGAAAUCUGCACUGGAGGCAGCUUCACUUGUGGUUCCUACUCACAUAAAGAGGAAUUGCCAUAUUUCCACCACAAGAGCCCAUGUCAUGCUGCUGGAGAAGGAAACCUUGAGCCAUGUUUUCUUUUCCUUAUGAAACAUGGUGAUCUUGCAUCCUGCUGCGUAAGAAGGGAAAGUUGUACCAUUCCAACUGCCAUGCUUUGUCCCUGCUCCCAUACCAAGUUCUGCUGCAGACUGAGGAGGAGGAAAUGCUAUGUCUGUCUGUCUUAGGGUUUUAUAUAGCUGCCCAUCGCUGUUGUAUCUGAGCACCUUCCACAUAAAAUUAUUGUUGAUAGCAAAGGUCCUAGUGCACUUUAUGGAAUCUCUGGCAUCUCCCCCCCCCCUUUUUUUUUUAACUAAAAACUCUGAUUGGAGGGUGGAAGAUUUUGGUUUGUGGAUGGGUUUUUUUAGAUUUUCACUCUUUUUGUUGGUAGGGGUAUCAGUAUUGUCAUUCUGAUGGUGAAAAGGGUUUUUCAAAGAGUGCUCCUCUUCCCCAUCCUGAUGCAAGAAGAUCCACCCAUCUGUCUAUUUAUAUGGCCCUUAUCACCAUAGUAUCUGAAUGCCUCUCUCCUUCCAUAUUCCUGUUGGGAGAGUACUUCCUCCACAAGGCCCCCACCCAUGUUACCACCGCUCCUUGAAGAGCUAUUGUUCCUGAGAACACUUAGUUCCCACCACUUGUGCUUUUGAGCUUUAAUUCUUGUCUAAGCUUGUCAUCUUAAAUUAUGAGACGUCCUUUGUGUGAUGUUCUGUACAAUAUGGAGCACAAUGCUGGCCCACAAAACAUCCCAUAAACCACCAUGUCCUGCUGCCUAACUAGGAAAUGCAAUACCCCAUGCUUGUGAAACUCUGAGAACCAAUGUCCCAUUGCCUGAUGGGGAAAAUCCAAGCCCUCAUGACCCACAUGUAGUAUAGGAAACAUGGUCUGCUGCCUAAGGAGUAAACUCCCUACCUCACUUGCCAAGAAUAUUCACAUUCUAUUCCCUAAUGAGAAUACUGUACCAUCAUCCAUCUGAGAGGGAAAAUCUGCUGCUGCCUAAUGGGGAAAUGCUGUAUCACACUCCAUGAGAAACCAUCCCUCUUCCUGGGAUGCAUCCUAGCUUUCCUCACCACAUCUCCAAGCUACUGGGACUCCACAUACCAUGUAACUUCUUGAUUUUGUGUGUAAAACAGGCUUCUGGAAGCUCAACAGCUGCAGGGGAUGGUGUUAGCAUUCUGAAGCUACGUAUGAGUGUCUCUGGUGUAAGUGCGUAGAGCUGGUGUGUGUGUGUGCAUGCUCAUCGCUAGUGUUCCAGAGAGUGUGCAUGUACACCCAUCAGUGUUACUUCUUGAGCCUCUGGUACUGUCUCACCAGAAAAGGGUUUAUGCAAAGAUUCAGGAAGGCUUGUGUUACAGUUUCCUGUAAGAUUUCUAUAAAUAUUGUUUAUAAAUGUUAGUAAUCCCAGGGGUCCCUAGAGACUUCUAAACUCAAGGCCAAGGGGUCCCAGAGAGGUCUUAAGAGGUGUCCAGAGCAAUGUGUAUUUGGGAACAAUUGGUUUGUAUGGUGACUGAGCGAUCCUUCCACUUUCUGUAGCAGCUGAGACCUUUUCACGUAGGGUGGGGGGGGGAGAGAAUAUAGGUCACACAAAUUGUAAAGGUAUGUCCAAAGAAUGUAUUUGAAUCAGUUUGAGCCUCAAGCACAGCUUCCACGCUGCAGCCCACAGGUUAGAUCCUGACUACCCACAACACCUCUGAUUAUUUCAGGAAGGGCAGGGUGGUGUUAGUCUCUUCUGUCACUCUAAGUAGUAAAUACAUAUGGGGCAAAUACUGAAAGGAGUGAAUGCCCAGUGACGACCUUAGGCUGAGAAAUGGAUUUUUUUCCUGGGAAACCCUCAGCUGUAUUUGGGGCCAAAAUGAUGAAUUGUAACGCUUGAGCUUUAGGUUUCUGAGGAUGACUCAUGUUUGAACAAGUGUAGCAAAGUCAAAUAGCAAAACUGCCACUGUUCUGUUUGCAGUGAAGAGUUGGAAUCAGAAAUAAUAUGGAAUGUAGACAAAAAUCCACAUCUGCCUCAGUUUCUUUUUAAUGUUGUUGGUAAAUGUGAAUCUGUGCUGUUAUCACCAAAACCUUUUCAUAAGCUCUCUGUGCACAAACGCUCUUCCUUCCGUGGAAUUCCUGUGCUGCUCACUUUGUAUCCUCUCAUGUCCUAGGUCCAUUUCUCACAUCCUUCCUUAUAUUGAAGCAUGUCCAGUCUGCUGGAUACCAGGACAAAAUCCCACUUUUAAUACAGUUUGUUUGGUAUUGAGACAUAGAGGCUAGUGCAAAUUCUGCACAUAGGCUUAUCCUCUUCCUCCUUGAUUCACCGCCACCCACUGCCAGGCUCCCACUGAUGCCCAUUUCACUAUGAGAAUCCAAGUUCAAUCUUCUGGAGGCUAACCUUAAUCCUGAUGUUCUGUUCUCAUUGGAUUCUCCAUCAUUUAUUCUGCAAGACCUGGUUUCAGGCUGGGCCCAGAGCUGAAUUUAAGUAACUCUCUUGCAUCAGCAUAUGUCCAUGGCAUCUCCCGUAGUGACUUUUGGUUUGGGGGAAAAUUUACUUGUUGCAAAUACUUCCUUUGGAAGAUAAGACAGUUUUCUGUUUACGUCUGUCCUUGUGUGGUUAAUGCCCUUGCAGGGCUACCAACCAUCUGCAAGGAUGAGGAGGUGGGAGUUAGGUUGGACAUUCACAAGUCUAUUGUAUGUAACGGCCUGAGCCUCCUCUAAUGCUAAACUCCCCAAGCAACCCUUCUCUGAAAUAAUGUCUCUAAUAGGAGUGUUAGAAAUACCUUUAGUUUGAAUUGAAUCCCAUCAAAGACGUACAGAGAUAGGGAAUUCUUUCUCUGCGGCAAGCUCAAGGAGUAGUAGAGUCAAGAAGAAUGAGCAAGUGUCUGGCCAUAAGCAGUAGUGUUACAGUUCAACUACAAUGAAUGAUUUAACAGAAAUUAACCCUUAAGCAUCUAUACACAAUUACCUUUGUAAUUAUUGAUUUGGCCGGCAGGCUGGAAAAUGCCAGUCUUCUAAAGUCUAAUGAUGGUUUAGUAACAUUAAUGCAAUCUAAAAUAUGUUCUUCUGUUGUUCAGGGCAAGGCCUUGGGCUAGACUGCUCUGUACUGCCAUGCAGGAGACCAGAAUAUAAUUCUUGUUCCUGAGGAUGGAAGAGCUUUGCAAUCCCAUGCCAUGCAGGUGUUAUGGGUUGGAGUUUGUCUAUUUCCUGGGGCAGGGAGUGCCUGUUUUGCUAUACAGCAGAGAAAUAUUGGUAUUGGAUGUAUGCUCUCCAAGGCCAAUUCCUGAGACCAAAAGUGAAGAGAACUGCGGCAGCAUCGUUUGGUAAUGCACGUUGGAUGGAAUAAUUUAAACUAUGCAUAUACCUUACCAGGUUCUAACAUAACUGAAAUAACCUGGGGGGAAGCAACACUGGAUAGCCUCACUGAAGACCUUUACUCAACGUGCAGAUAAAAAAAAAACCCCACCAACCCCUACAAUGUUAGGAUGCAUAAGGAAUGGGAUGGAGAAUAAUUCUGAAAAUAUCAGAGUCAUAAAGUGUAGAACUGGAAGGGACCUCCAUAGGUCACCUAGACCAGUCACCUGCACUCAAGGCAGGACUAAGUAAUAAUUAGAGCAUUCUUGACAGGUGUUUGUCUAACCUGCUCUUAAAAACCUCCAGUAACAGGGAUUCCUCAAACUCCUUAGGCAUUUUGUUCCAGUGCUUAACUACUCUGACAAGAAGUUUUUCCUAAUGUCCAACCAAAACCUCCAUUGCUGCAAUUUAAACCCAUUGCUUCUUGUUCUAUCCUCAGAGGUUAACAACAACAAUUUUCAAUCCUCCUUGUAACAACCUUUUAUGUACUUGAAAACUGUUAUCAUGUCCUCCCUCAGUCUUGACCUUUAUUCAUUUUUGUUGCUCUCCUCUGGACUUUCUCCAAUUUAUCUACAUCUUUCCUGAAAUGUGGUGCCCAGAAGUGGACACAAUACUCCAGUUGAAGCCUUAUCAGCAUGGAGUACAGAGGAAGAAUUACUUCUAGUAUCUUGCUUACAACGCUCCUGCUGAUAUAUCCCAGAAUGCUGUUCACUUUUUUUGCAACAGUGUUUUUUGUUAACACCCUUGAAGGAUCUGCACAAACUGUCUCUUGUUUUAAUACCCUUUCACUUAGUGGGUAGGAGAUGUCUAAAUCUUAAGUAGAUCACAAUUUUUAUGUUCUUGUUGCUAUUUUUAUGACUACCUUUUAAGCUGACAGACUCCACUAUUUUAAUUUUGUGGUGAUUAUUUUCCCCUUUAAUAUUUUUUGCCAACAUUUUAAGUGGAGAUAAAUUAUUUUGAUCAAAAUCAUGUCUAAACUCCAGAGUGUUAUUCUCCAGGAGGGUAUGCCUUGUGUUGCAAAACCCAAGGGGAACCACAGCAGAACUGGGGAGAUAUGGAGAAAUACUGCUUCUGUGACGGCUUUGACAAUAUGAGAGGUAACAGAAAAGAUUUAACUGAGUGCCUGAAUGAGACACAGCAUACCAGUAAAUGGUUUGGAUUCACCCUUUUGUCAAUGCUGUCUUCUCACUCUGUUAUGGAAAAACAUUAAAAAGCUCUUGUUAGCCCACCUGAGGAGCAGGAGGCUUGAGUUUGAGAAGAUACUCCCUGACUUAACUCAAGGAUCAGGUAUUAAAAAGUUGGUGGAAGUGAAGUUAGCAUUGGUUUUUGUCCACCAGAUAGUGCAAAUACAGCAACUGAAUCAGUGGAGAUAGGAGAUCUGCUAAAGUGGCUGGCAGGGACUAGUUUGGAAUUAUAUAUUCAACACUGGUUGAAAGUCAGUCUUUUCAUAUGAAGAUUGGACCUUUGAGGGUGAAAUUGUUUCUUGUCUAGAAGUUGUGAAACAGCUGGGGCUUUAAUGGAGAAACAUCAAGUGGAAUUGCCAUUAAUCUCUUGCUUGGAAAAUUGGCUUUGCUCCUGGAAUGUGGGGUUGGAAAAAUAUCCAUUUUCAGGUCCCUACACUGCCCAGUCAGACUGUGGCAGUGUGGCCGUCUUUUCAAUGAGCAGCUUUGUACGUGGCUUUGUUUCCGGUUAUUAUAUGCAUUGUGAAGUGCUUUUUGGUAUUUCAGCAUCAUUGCUCUGAUUUGCACAAUGUGGCAUACUAACAAAUAUAGUCUAAAAAUAUAACUGUAUCUAAUAGUUUCCAUGGCAAUUGGUGACCAUGGCAACUGAGAGCUAGCUUUGCAAUGAAUUUGAUAAAGGACAGAUUUAAAAAAAAAAAAAAAUCAACAAACUAAUUACCUCUUCGCAAAUGUUUCAGGGAAAAUGCUGAAUUUUAACUCUGCAGGGUCUAUAGGUCCAAUGGGAAUUUAUCUAUGAACACUGCUUGAGUAUUAAAAGGGAAAUAUUGCGGUACUGCUGAUUUAAAACUGUGUCCCAUGUGAGCCGGCAGGCUGCUUGAUGUGAGGUAUUUACUGAAGAGAGAUUUCUUCUCUUGGAGUUUAUGCUUUCUGUUCCCUUCCAGACCUUUAUUAUUGCAAAAAUAUUUCCAAACUAAUUCCAGAUACCUGAUCUCUCAUUAUAAGAGUUCGGAACAGUAGAGAAGAGAGAUUGUGGAUCAGGCCCACUAAAUGUUCCCAUCAUGGUAGAUUAUUGCUCCUACUCUGUUUGACCUAGAUACUACUUUAGAACAAAACAGAAGAAUAAUCCAAACCAUUGCUUGGAGAUACAGCUAGAAUGUGUUUCUAGCACUUCCUGUACCAUGAAGAACGCACAUUCACGUGGGCUAACUCUCCACCAUCUCUGAGUGUUCUUAUAUGUAGAAUAAACAGUGGAUUUAAGUAGUGUGCCCUCAGAAAAUUUAACCUUUCCCAUUUUAAACCAUGUAUGCAGUUUAAGCUAGAAUAUCAGCUUGAGAUUUAGGGCUCUGCAAGAAAUUAAUUUGUCACCUAGGGCUUCAUUGUGCUGUGAAUUCUUUAGCUAUUUGAAGUCCUGACAAAUAACUGUACUAAGUCUUAUACUCUGUAUAAUUCCCCAACAAUAAAAUUUUAUGCCGAGGAUAGCUCUGUGCUCUCUGGGAGGAAAAAAACCCAACAACAACAACUAGUAUUGGAAGGAGAGGUUAUUUGACUCAUGAGUCCAAAACUGGUAUCGAAAGUCUGCAGGGCAGGAGCAUUUAAUGCCAGGAGAGUCAGGCAUGCCUGAGAGGAUAUUUGUUUUGAAGAAAGAAGAGAAAUAAACCCAUUUUUGUUUC
Molecule: messenger RNA, 11842 nt
Organism: Caretta caretta (loggerhead turtle)
Lineage: Eukaryota; Metazoa; Chordata; Testudines; Cheloniidae
Gene: REEP2
Product: receptor accessory protein 2
Biological process (GO): endoplasmic reticulum tubular network organization
Cellular component (GO): endoplasmic reticulum tubular network; endoplasmic reticulum membrane; cytoplasmic microtubule
Molecular function (GO): microtubule binding; taste receptor binding
Source: RefSeq, a predicted model, not a curated record